Engraulis encrasicolus (European anchovy) is the source of this 2684-nucleotide messenger RNA. It is a transcript of the gene camkvl, whose product is annotated as CaM kinase-like vesicle-associated, like. Gene Ontology annotation, molecular function: ATP binding; calmodulin binding; calcium/calmodulin-dependent protein kinase activity. Gene Ontology annotation, cellular component: intracellular anatomical structure. Bases 84 to 2633 code for a protein of 849 amino acids. Lineage: Eukaryota; Metazoa; Chordata; Actinopteri; Clupeiformes; Engraulidae. Gene Ontology annotation, biological process: peptidyl-serine phosphorylation. The transcript has 12 exons. The record is from RefSeq and is a predicted model, not a curated record.
AUACUUUCCUGUCGUCAAACUUGGAAUUUUCACCGCACUUGGUGCCCUCUCAAUAUCUGCUGAGAAACCAGGUGGAUGCUGCCAUGCCCUUUGGCUGCCUUGCCCUGCGGGACGGGCGAUCCUACCACAGCCCCACGGACAUCACCGACAAGUACGAGAUCGGACAGGUCCUGAAAGCGAAGGAGUUUUGCGAGCUGUGCCUGGCCAAGGAGCGGCAGACAGACAAGGUCUUCGUCUGCAAGAAGUUCUUCAAGAAGGAUGGCAGGAAAGUGCGCAAGGCUGCCAAGAAUGAGAUCAUGAUCCUGAAAAUGGUCAAUCAUCCCAACAUCCUGCAGCUGAUCGAUGCCUUUGAGACCAAGCGGGAAUACUACAUCAUCCAGGAGCUAGCCACAGGUGGAGACGUGUUCGACUGGAUCCUGGACCAGGGCAAUUACACGGAGCGCGACGCCUCCAAUGUCAUCCGGCAGGUGCUGGAGGCCGUGGCCUACCUGCACUCCCUCAACAUCGUCCACAGGAACCUCAAGCUGGAAAACCUGAUGUAUUACAAUGAAAACAACCACAACAAGGUGGUGUUGCGGGACUUCUACUUGUCCAGGUUUGAGAACGGCUCCCUCACAGAACCCUGCGGAACGCCGGAAUACCUUGCCCCUGAGGUGGUGGCGCGCCAUCGAUACGGAAGGCCAGUCGACUGCUGGGCCAUCGGAGUCAUCAUGUACAUACUGUUGUCUGGAAACCCGCCCUUUUAUGAUGAAACAGAGGACGAGAACACAGACAUGCACAACCGCAUCAUCUUCUGUCGUAUCGUGGGUGGAGAGUUUGAGUUUGACUCGCCGUACUGGGAUGAAAUAUCUCCUGCAGCUAAAGAGCUCGUGUGCAGACUGAUGGACAUUGACCAGAUGUUGAGGAUAACAGCCCAGGACGCCUUAUGGCACGAGUGGAUUGCUGGCAAUGGAGCCUCUGAGAAGAAUCUAAAAGAUGGAGUAUGUGCCCAGUUUGAGAAGAACUUUGCCAAAGCCAAGUGGAGGAAAGCGAUCCGCGUCACCACCUUCAUGCAGCGGCUCCGGAACACGGAGCUGGCGGGGGCCUCGGACGCCACGGCGGACGACAUGACGGAGGCGGCUCUGGACAGCAGCCCGGACGGAGAGAGCCCCGACACGGACGCCACGAUGACCGUCCCCACCGUCAGCGUCACCCCCCAGCACCAGCCCCAGGCACAGCACCAGCCCCAACCCCAGACACAGCACCAGCCCCAGGCACAGCACCAGCCCCAGGCCCACCCAGCCGCCCCCUCUGUGAAAACGCCGCAGAUGGAGGAGCUAGACAAAGCAGCAGCUAGGAAACCGGUAGGGGAGGGCGCUCGUAAAAUAGCCGCCAGCUUAGGGCAUGGAGGAGAGGCGGCGAACAACAAGUCACCUGGCGGCACGCCGGAACCCCCGGUGAUCCCAGAGUCCUCGGCGGCAGUAAAACUCCCGCUGCAGAAGACGCCAGACGCUCACUCGCCAACCCCAAGCAAUGUGGAGAAGAAGAAACCUGCGUCCUCCCCCGACACCCUGACACGCCGCAAAAUGGCGGCAAAUCUCACCAUGGACCCUGGAGGAGUUCCUGAGACGAAAGCAACGCCCACCGACACCAACAUCACCAACCAGGGAGCAUCGGGAGGCGCGCAGGAGGGACACGCUCACGCUCAGGAGGUGCAGGUAGGAGGGAAGAGGCAGGAGAUGUCCCCAGGGAGCUGGUGCCAAACUCAGGUCCCGGACGCGGUGGCAGAGAGGUCCGUGGUGGUGGUGACCGCGCCUCCACCGGCGGCAGAAGCAGCGGCAGCGUUGCCUCGCGUCGUCAUGAGGGAUCAGGGCGUAGGGGGCAGUCGCUCCACCGACGCCAUGCUGCAGGCCGCCACGCAGCAGCUCCAGAGUCCCUACAUGGGCCUGGGGAGCACGGCCAGCUUAGGACGCCACGUCAAGCCGCUGUACAGCCAGGAGCUCGGAGGAGGCGGAGGAGGCGGAGGUGGCGCCUCGGGCUACAGUAACCCUUACUGUUCGCCGUACUCCGGCAGAGGGGGCCUGUACAGCACCUUGGAUCCGUGCGGCGGCGCACGUGCGGGCGCGGGCACGGGGAUGGGCAUGGGCGUGGGCGUUGCCACCGACUGGCAGAUGGACAGCGUGAUCGAGCAGAUCGAGAAGCAGAUGGCGGCGGUGCUGGAGAAGAUCGAGGGCGACAUGCCCUCGCUGCUGGAGCAGAUCAGCGACUGCCCCGAGACCAUGACGACCACGGCGACGCUGCCCAGCAGCAGGGCCAGGAGCGCCCAGUCCUCGCCCUCCUGCCGCCCGCGCUCCUACCACCACCACCCCUCCUCCUCCACCUCCACCACCCCUCCGCCGCUGCCCACCACCCCGCGCCCGCCCAUGCCGCCCAACCUGCCGCACCUGACCAUCCCUCCUCCCUCGUACCCGCCUCCCGCCCCGCCCACGGCCACGGCAGCGCACCACCACGUGCAGGGCGGCUACGUGCAGCAGCCCAUGCCAGCACCACCAGAGCAAGAUGGCCGAGAUGGGCAGCGAGGAGGAUCGAGGUCGGGCCAGUCGCCGCACCAGCACCCGCACCCGCACGGAGGGAUGUCUGGAAGAGGCUUAUGAAGGUCUUAGCUGGUCGAUGACAUGAACACAGUGAGAGAGGAUGGGCAAAAU